CGUAUUAGCGGCGCGAAAUUGUCUACUUUAAUGCAUUCGAAUGCCUUAUUGUGUCGCAUGAAUCUAACUUAUGAGAACUUCUUAAUAGAUUAGAAGGACCUGCGGAGGUCCAAAAUUUCUUCCUGGGCAGCCGAAAGAAAACUAACGAAGAGAAGGAAUACACACAGAAAGUGAUGUCUGUCAGCUCUCUUUGUAUCUUUUUUGUCCAUAGAAUUAUUGUGAAACGAUUGAUUUUCUAAUCAUCAUCCACUAAAAAAACAAAAAACUUCCAACUAUUCGGAAGGUGUGUUCCCUCUCUUCCGACUUUAAGUUACAUUUCUAUAGAUGAUAUUUAUAAAAUAGACCGAAAAAAAUGUACUGAAAAGACAAUCAUCAUUGCUGAUCUACUCAAAUGAUGAAAGUAUUCCAAGGUAAGCAUGAUUUGAGCAACAUAAAAACACGCCUGAUCUUAGGGGUAUUUGACUAUGUUUUUACGAAGCAAAAUGACAAAAUAAGUCGUGUGUAAAUUUUUAUUCUUCCAUUCUUUUGAAUGCCACAUUUCUCGACAUUGUGCAAUAAUAUUUUUUGCCGUCCACAAUUUUAUAGUGAAACAGUCAUCAGCAAUAAAUCAGAGUCUAAUAUCAAAGUACAUUUAUACAAUUGAACGAAAUCUAAUUGCAAUCGGUGUGCUAGAUCCAAACAAGAGCAACGAGUUUAUACAAUAUCAAAGUUGCGCAGUAUUGCUAUUCAACCACCAUGUACCUCAUCCGUACCGCGUUGUGUACCGAUUAUAUAUUCGUUUAUUCACAUUUCAUCUUACAACUAUAGCUCCUGUAUAUUCUGCAAAUUGAACACUGCUAAUCAAGCAAAUGGUUCCAUUGUUAUCGAUGGAUUCUUUAAUUGUUUGUUGCAUUUUUACAGUCAAAACUAUGAUGUAGGCUAUAAGUGGUAUCUGAAAAAUUUAUCAUAAACAUUCAUUUAUCCUGCGUCACUACUUUUUUCAGGAAUGGUGUGUAGUCUAUCCAACUGCCUGAAAAUUUAAUUCUGAUGCACUAUUCAUUUGAAAAAAUGCUUCCUUUAAAAAAGAAAGUAUUCUACUUAUAACAGUAACGUACACGGAACUACGUUGAUGUCGCCAAGUGUGCACACACACGUUUUCCUUUCUCUAUGUACUCACAUAAUACGAACCAUCAAAAACUAUACUUUUUCUUUCUAGUCACAUCAAAAAAGUAUCGCUGUUGCAAGUGGUCAUACCAGAGAGGUUUUCUUUUGUACGAGACGUGAAUUGUUAGUUUAUUACACUGUAUCUGAUGGAGCCUUGUUCUUACAAUGUAACGCCAAUAUACUGUUGUUUGCUCAAAGGAGACAACAUACUAGGAGGCAACAACAAGGCAGCAGUAUUUUAGGUUUGAUUAUCAAAGAAAUCAGUGGAAUGUAUAAAAUUGGUUGUAGAGGGGAAAAAUUAAUCGUCUCUAAGGCCAUCAUCAAUGUGAGAAAUGUGAUUCAAAAAUAUUAAAAAUAGUUGAUAUUAACCUUGAAGAACACAGUUUGAGUACUACUAUUGAAAAUUAAUCUGUUCUUGGUGGACAAAAAUUCUUAAAUGUAAUUUAAACCUGAAAGUGAGGCGCCUAAACGGACAUGGAGAAAGCAGAUGGUAGUCGACUGGCUCGUCGCCAGAAAGAUCAAAUUUUCACCAUCGUUGACCAAGACGGAACUUCUGCAAACUGCGUGGAAGAAUCUACCUCCGAAAGAGUACAUGGCCGAUAAAGCGGCGAAGAAAUUCGGAAUGGAGAUCGUUCGAAUUCCCGUCAAACAUUGUGUACUAAAUCCCAUUGAACUUGUUUGGUUCGGCCUUAAAACUUUCGUUCGUUCUCGGAAUGUUCGGUUCAGCCUGAACGACGUUCAACAACUCGCUAAUGAAUUUCUAUCGUCGAUCGGACCCGAACACGUCGCACCGUAUUUCGAACAUGUGAAGAAACAAGAAGGCAUAUUCAAGGAAGCAGACAGAAUUGCAGAAGAACUUGAGAAUGACUUGAUCGACGACGAUGGCGGUGAAGAGACUCACGUUGAUAUGUACAGUUCAGAUAGUGACUAAAGAUGCUCUUUCACUUGAAGAGAAGAAGAAUAAAGCAGAAAAUGGGGAAAAAGUUGAUAUUUUUUAGUAAAGAAGGAAAAUGAAUUAACCUAAAGCACGUUUAGUGGAUUCAGGAAAUCUGCUAUAGAAAAACAAACUUUGCCAUCGUGAACAGCAUAAUUUAUUACCUAUCUAGAAUUUUUUUCACGAAAUUUUGAGCGAAAAAAGCAUUCUCAUAGACACCUGCAGGAAAUCCGCUCUCCUGGCCAAACCAUGCAAUUUCAUGAUCUCGCUUGACUCCCAUUUUGAAGAAGGCACUUCGGGCUACAAAACCAUGUUAAAAAAGGGUCAGAUUUCUAUAAAAAUUUUGGGAGUUCUGAGCUAGUUUUCCAAAGAUCUCCUGAAAAACCAAGUACCUGAAAUCUUUUUUGAAACCCAGUUUUGCUUACGAAAAGAUGCUCUCAAGUCUCUUCUUUCCAAUGGUGAAAACCGCACGUCUCUGUCUGGUUCCUAUCAAAAGUUAUUCAAAAAGCAACCAGCGGUUUGACCAUUGGAACGGAUAGUAGUUUGCAAAAUUGGUUGUCGAGAUUGUCCUGCGUCGUACGUUGGCAAAACUAUUAAGCGAAACCACGAUUUAAAAAGAACGUGGACAACCACAAGUGAAACAACAGAAAGUAUCUGCAUCGACAAUAGGCAGUUCUUCAGGGCUACGUCGAUCAGAUAGAAAGAAGUACAAAAUUACUUUCCAAAAGAAGAAAAUAUUAAAGGAGAAACCAGAGGCUCAACACCGAAAACGAUAAAAAUCGGCUUUAAGAAAAUAUGAAAUUGAAAUAAAACAAUUUAACUGGAAUGAAGGCAAAUUAUAGAUAACGAUUCAUCAGAUUAUAAACUUUUAAUACGUGAACUAAUUGCCAUUCGAAAAUUUGAACCAAUAUUAAACAGAACAGUCAAUUUCGUCCCUUGAUUAUUUUCCCUGAAGAGGUUCAAACUGACAAACCUACAGUGAAAAUAAAAGUUAAAUAGUGAACACUGAAGCCACAAAAUGAGACGUUUCCCAACUCUACACAUUUCUCGGCUGAAGAAUUAUGACUUUCACAAAACGUUAAGGACUUAAGUAAAAGUUGACUUUUAUGUGGACAAGCCCAUUUACUGUGUCUGAACAAGUAUCUGUAGACAUAGAAUAUUUUAUUUUCGGAUCAUUUUCGUCCUCUUGUUCAUUCCCUAAUGCAUCAUCACCAUUACAAUCAUUCCAUUACAAAUUUUCGUAUUUACAUUAUCAUUUAUUUUCAUUUGUUGUGUUUGUUAACGGCUAUAGAGCCGUCAACUGUCUAUUUCAUUACUUUCGUUUGUUAUUAUUUCUUUUGUUUUACUUUUGUCGUUGACUAUCCAAGUAGUUAGUCCUCUUUUCGUCCUCAUCACUCAUUCACCAUAUAUCUAUAUAGAUAAUUCCGCAAUAACAGUGACACACAAUUCUUUGUUCACAUAUAAACAGACAUAGAAUAGAUAGAACAAAGAGUAAGAUUCUAGAACGUUUUUUCUAUGUACAAUCACGCAUAUAUAAAGCACAUACACACAUAGUUCUUAUCACAUAGUCGCUUUUCUGAAAAGAAAAAGUCGAGUAAAAGUCAAACCAUUAAAUUAUUAUUAAAUUAUUCAAUCAAACUUCAACAUUUAAUUAAUUACAAGCCGAAACGGAGCUUUUCGAAAGAAAAACUCAAGUAACAUCAGCUGAAGAUUGACCCCUCGUAUUGAAGUUAAAAUACAAGCAAUUGUGCAGGUAUUUUGAAUUUCCUUAUUUGUAAAAAAUUCAUGCAUCAACUACCCGUGUUCAUUCAGUUUUACAUUGUAAGAAGAAAAAGACCGAUUCAUCUUUUUUAUUCGAACGACAAAAUCUUGUAGUAAACUAAUAAUAAACAGAGUUAUUUUUCAAGAUAAGUCGCGUUAAAAUCUUCAUUUAGAUUAAUAAUAAUCGAAGCUAUCCUUUGAAAUAACUGUAACUAAAAAUAUUCUUUUAAACUAAUAAAAUAAGGAGCUAUCUUUAAGAUAACUCGAUCAUUUAUUAACAAAGAUGGCGACUGGAACCAGAAGAAACGUUAAAGAGCAUAAUUUACAGUUAAAUACCGGAAACUCUAUCACAAAUUCACGAAAACAAAAACGAUACAUCACAGAUGUAUCACCAACGACGCAUCAUCACCAAUUCCAUCUCCGUCCAUAAAUAAUUCUCCAACGUCUAGUCCAUCUCCAGCUAUCAACUGGUUCACAUCAUUUCCAACAUCAGUACCGCUAAAAGAAAUCAAAAUGACCUCAGACACAAAUUCUCUUUUAAGUAUGGCACGGAAGAAUUGAUAUAAUGAGUUGGAUAAUUUUUCGGGUCUAGCAUCAGACAAUGCUGAAAAAUUUCUUAAAUCAAUUAAAAACAUCUUCAAAACAGAUGAGAGUUUAAAUGAUCGACAGAAAUUAGAAAUAAUACGUGUGCUAUGACAAUUCCGAUUCCCCAUUUGCAGAUUUAUUUGAAUUUGAAAUAGCAUUCGUUAGCAGAUAUUCAUCGUUAUUAAAUAAACUCACCAAAUUUGAUAAAUUAUUACAACGUAAACAGCAAGAUAAUGAAUCAGUGACAAAUUAUUAUGAUGACAUCGUAACAUUAUGUCGCGAAGCACCAUUCGAAUCAUUGAUAAAUUUCUUACAAGUAGCUAAAAAAGAAGAUUUGCAGAAAACUUUAGAAAAACCAUUAAAUGCUGAUUUUAAACGAGAACAACCAUAUUUUACAUUUGAUAUACAACGAGAACCAACAGUUCAGGACAACGUAUAUCAUCAUCCAAAUUCUUCCUUUCGCAGUCAACGUUCAUUCGUUAAUCCACUUCAAAAAUCGACUUUAUCCAAUACUCAUCCAUCAGCAAAUCGGAAUCAACCAUCAUUUUAUUCAAUUUCAAAUUUUCGAAUUUUAUACAUUCCACUGAUUUCUUUGAUAACCAAACCUAAAAUAUUUGGUGGAUCAGCAACAGAUCUAUCCAUUAAUGGCACUGGAACUCUGACAUGGCCGCCGAGUGUAACGACUGGCAAAUGA
This is a messenger RNA of Didymodactylos carnosus, 5117 nucleotides long. Lineage: Eukaryota; Metazoa; Rotifera; Eurotatoria; Philodinida; Philodinidae. The record is from the annotation of a GenBank genome assembly.